Molecule: messenger RNA, 522 nt
Organism: Macrosiphum euphorbiae (potato aphid)
Lineage: Eukaryota; Metazoa; Arthropoda; Insecta; Hemiptera; Aphididae
Source: the annotation of a GenBank genome assembly
AUGAAAAGUACAACACGAGGUGUGGAUAUUUAUCAAGCUUUUAUUAAUUUUGUCAAUAAAUCAAAUUUACCUUUGUAUAAAUUAGUUUGUAUUACGACUGAUGGGGCUCCAGCUAUGAUAGGUAAAAAUAAUGGUUUUAUUGCUUUGUGUAAGAAUGAUAAUAAUUUUCCAAAUCGUAUAACGUUCCAUUGUGUGAUACAUCAACAAGCAUUGUGUGGAAAAAUAUUGAAUACGAGUAUUAUAAUGGACAUUGCUUUUAAAAUAGCCAAUUCUAUACGUUCACGAAGCUUGCAAAGGCGGCUUUUUAAAUUACAAUUAGAAGAAAACGAUUCUCAGUAUUGUGAUUUAUUACUGCAUACGGAUGUUAGAUGGUUGAGCCGUGGUAAAUUUCUAGAAAGGUUUCAAUGUUUACUUCCUGAAAUAAUAGAGUUUUUAAAAUCCAGAGGUGAUAAUUAUGAUUGUUUAACAAACAAUACAUGGCUUCAGAACUUAGCUUUUUUAACAGAUAUAACGGCUCAUUAA